AGAAAGCAACGCCGCUGACACCGACUGAACCAGUGAACCAAACAAUGGGAAUUGGCAAAGUGAGCUUGAAGCUUGUGAUCGACAGGAGCAAACGAACGGUGCUCUUUGCGGAGGCAGGCAAAGAUUUUGUCGACUUUCUCUUUCACAUCCUUGCAUUGCCGGUCGGACAGUUGAUCCACCUCCUUAUGGAAACUGGGGUCAUGGGCAGUUUAGGCAAUCUCUAUGGUAGCGUCGAUAAGCUGAACAAUGCGUUCAUAGAAUCUUCGAAGAAAGACAGUCUCUUGAAACCCAAAGCACCCGCCUUUUUCCACGAAAUCCCAUUUCUAUUGUUUGAUACGUCUCCGUCUUCAGAUUCAACACGCUACUACAGGUGCUCUACUUCUGUUCACUGUAGCUAUGUGGCCCUGCACCCUUCUGCAAAAUGUCCCGUGUGCCACAUUUCCAUGGCACACAUAUGCUAUCUUGUAAAACCACCGGCUGGUAAACCGGCAGCUGAAUCUGGCGGUAAGGGCGGUUUCGUGCUAGGGGAGGCAAUGUACAUGGUGAUGGACGAUCUAGCGGUAGAGCCAAUGUCUACUAUUUCUAGCAUUACUUUGCUCAAAAAGUUCAACGUCGAGGAAAUAGGACAUCUUGAGGAGAAGGUGGUCGACUUGGGAAUGGACGAGGUUAUAAAGUUGCUGACGACUUCAUUUCACUCCGAGAAGGUUCUCACUGAUGUCUUCCUCCGUGGGAAGCGAGGUAGAUCGUGA
Molecule: messenger RNA, 749 nt
Organism: Rhodamnia argentea
Lineage: Eukaryota; Viridiplantae; Streptophyta; Magnoliopsida; Myrtales; Myrtaceae
Exons: 3
Coding region: 45-749 (234 amino acids)
Source: RefSeq, a predicted model, not a curated record